UGCCCACCCCCUGCACCCCAUGGGGGCUACUCACUGGAGCCUUGCAUUUGCAUUUUUAGAGCCAUUCUCACGAACAAACCUCUGCAAAGACGUGAGGUCUGCUGCCCAAAUCUGACCAUGUCCAUCAUGCCAACUGCAUGCUUCCUGCUGGCUCUAAUCGGCUGCAUCAGUGCGCAGUUUUCGCACUCUGCGCCGCGGGAAACAGCUCGCAGAGGCAGGAAUAAGCGCCUCAGCUGCACCGUGGACUCCUCAGUGACGCUCUCCUCCACUGCUAUCCACUGGUACAGACAGAAACCCGAAGAGGCCCUGCAACGCCUAUUGUACUUCGGAGCUGGAGCCUCAACAGCCACCAUCGAGGAUCAAUUUUCCCGCAGAUUUACGGGUGGUAAAAAGGACAGCACCUUAUCCCUGACCAUCACAAGCGUAAGCGACGACGACGCGGCCACUUACUACUGCGCGCUGUGGCGCGGGGACACGCCCUUGCUACUUUUUGUUCUUGCAUAUCACAUUGUGGGGGAUGAGAAAGUAUUCAGCUCAGGCAUCAGACUGUAUGUUACAGAUGGUAGCAUAAAGACUCCCAAACUGUCCGCGUUCCCAGCGUCCAGCACUCAGUCGAAUGGAAAGCGUGUGUUGCUGUGCCAGGCGAGAAACAUGGUCCCGGACUUUGUGAAAUUCACAUGGCAUGCAGAAGAUCAGAGUGGAACAAAAGUGGACCUGAAAAGUGAUGAGCAGCUGGAGCAGAGAGAUGAUCUUCCAGAGGUCAAAAUAACCAGCAUGCUCAUUGUAGACAAACAGAAAGUGAAGACCAAUAAAUUCACCUGUUCUGUUCUACAUGACAGCAGCAUUAAAGAAGUGAAAAGAGACAUUCCAAGGCAACAAGAUGAAGAGAAACCUGAUCCUGAUCCUGUCCCUGCUACUACCUGUCCAACCCCAAAAGAAAAAGAACAACAACAAGAGGUAAAAGAGGAAGACAAAGAGGAGGAGGAAACACCUAUAUAUGGUUUGUUUGAGCUCAGACGCAGUCUGCAUCUGUUCAGUGUGGUGUAUGUGAUACUACUGGUGAAAAAUGUGUUGUAUUUCUGCACCGUGUCUGUCUUACUGUAUAAAAGAAAUGCUGCAAACAAGGAGAUGCUCAGAAGCAAGGCACACUGAUCAGUCCAUCAGCCAAACAGCAUGACACACACCACCAAGAGUUUUCUAGACAACAAACAUUUACCACAUCCAUUUUCUUAUUUACAUUGCAACAUAUUUGUCUUAGUUACUCUGAUUAACCAGAGAGAUAAAUACUUUUUUUAUUUUACUAUUUCCUCAUAACAGUUAAUACUUUCAAUAUGAAGUCUUCGGACAAACGACUUUUUUGUUCUCUUUGGAUUAGUGAUAAGUAAAUAGUUUAAUGGAGUUUAAUUUAGUUUUAGUUCCUGCUCUACUCUGUAUGCAUUACCAAGAUGUUUUCAAUAAAUUACUUCAAAAACUAA
Molecule: messenger RNA, 1475 nt
Organism: Pangasianodon hypophthalmus (striped catfish)
Lineage: Eukaryota; Metazoa; Chordata; Actinopteri; Siluriformes; Pangasiidae
Product: immunoglobulin kappa light chain
Exons: 6
Source: RefSeq, a predicted model, not a curated record